CUCUCUCUCUCUCUCUCUCUUCAUAGUCUGGUUCUCUACAAGCUGAUUGUUUUUCAUGCCCGAUAAAACAUGGGCAAUAGACCCAUUUUUCUUUACUUUUUCCUCGUUUUGGAUAUUUUUAUUGUUCCCCUUCUUUGAUAUGCUUUUUUUUUUUCUCUGCAAAUGCAUUCAUACCAGCUGUUUCUUUAAGGCCUUGAUUUGGGGUUGAAUAUACAGGGCCCUUUAUAGGAGGCGGGAAUUUCAACAGAGGAUUGGAGUUGAGAGUUAGAGAGGGGAGAUCGCAGUUACGUCUUUUAGUUAACAAUGUUGCCACUGAAGUUAGUUCUACUGAGGCACAAAAGCUUGCUGCCAAGGAAAACCAGAGGCCUGUAUUUCCUUUCUCUGCAAUUGUCGGGCAAGAUGAAAUGAAGCUAUGCCUUCUUCUCAAUGUGAUUGACCCCAAGAUUGGUGGUGUUAUGAUCAUGGGGGACCGUGGAACCGGAAAAUCCACCGCUGUUAGGUCCUUAGUUGACCUACUUCCUGAGAUCGAGGUAGUGGCAGGAGACCCAUUUAACUCAGACCCACAUGACCCUGAAUCAAUGGGCAUAGAAGUGAGAGAGAGUGUCAUGAAGGGAGAGAAACUCCAAGUUGUGACCACGAAAAUUAACAUGGUUGAUUUGCCUCUUGGGGCUACAGAGGAUCGAGUUUGUGGAACAAUCGACAUUGAGAAGGCACUAACUGAGGGUGUCAAAGCAUUUGAACCAGGUCUCUUAGCUAAAGCAAAUAGGGGAAUUCUCUAUGUUGAUGAAGUAAAUCUCUUGGAUGAUCACUUAGUCGAUGUUCUUUUGGAUUCUGCUGCAUCUGGUUGGAACACCGUAGAGAGAGAAGGGAUUUCAAUAUCACACCCUGCACGUUUUAUUCUCAUUGGCUCUGGGAACCCUGAGGAAGGAGAGCUUAGACCCCAACUUCUUGAUCGAUUUGGAAUGCAUGCUCAAGUGGGUACUGUGAAAGAUGCUGAGCUUAGAGUGAAGAUAGUUGAGGAGAGAGCACGGUUUGAUCAAAACCCAAAGGAAUUUCGGGAUUCUUACCAGGCAGAGCAAGAGAAGCUUCAAAACCAGAUUACUAAAGCCAGAGAGACGCUCUCUUCUGUUCAAAUUGAUCAUGAUCUCAGAGUAAAGAUUUCUAGGGUUUGUGCUGAGCUGAAUGUUGAUGGAUUGAGAGGUGAUAUUGUGACAAAUAGGGCUUCAAAAGCUUUGGCUUCUCUAAAGGGAAGAGAUAAAGUGACUGCUGAAGAUAUAGCAACUGUAAUUCCAAAUUGCUUAAGACACCGUCUUAGGAAAGACCCCUUGGAAUCAAUUGACUCUGGUUUGUUGGUCAUCGAGAAAUUCUAUGAAGUGUUUAGCUGAGUGAGGUAAUUGUGUAAUGUUCCCUGUUUUGUUCUAGUACUUUCUAUGCAUAUCAAUCUGUUUCUGUAUAUGCAAAUGUAUUAAUGAAUUCCAGAGUUAUCAGUUUUGCCUAAA
Molecule: messenger RNA, 1499 nt
Organism: Amborella trichopoda
Lineage: Eukaryota; Viridiplantae; Streptophyta; Magnoliopsida; Amborellales; Amborellaceae
Source: RefSeq, a predicted model, not a curated record